UAUCAUCAGCCUUAGCACAACAUCUUCAACUUAAGCUGUGAUCGCAUUCUCCCAGGAAGGAUAAACGGCCUAGAAAGACAACCUACCGCUCCGUCUCGCAAAAGUGAGCUUGGUUGGUCAACUUGGCGACCACUUCGAUCACACCUCCAUCGAGCGGGCGGCCCUCCGCUCGGAUCCGAAAGUAAGACAAUGACUCGUCGGCGUCCUUCGACAUCGCCGACGGGCUCGCAGAGGCGUCGAUUAUCGGCUUCUGGUGUGAGGUCGAUAAAAUCUCGAGAGGUAGAAGACCCAUCGACCUUCAUUCAUACCACUGAGGAGAGCAACAGCAUGGCCAACGAAGACGCAAGAGAAGAGGCCCAGAGGAAGGGAUACGAGCCGAGCGUAGCGCCUUCCCUCGAGCCACGGGAAUCACAUGGAGGACGUCGCCGGACCAAGGUAUCCACCUGGGUGCCGUUCUCUGGCAUUAUUCGCGAUAUUCGGGCUAGAAUACCGUGGUAUGCCUCGGACUGGACAGACGCCUGGAACUACCGUGUCAUCCCCUCCACAUGGUUCAUCUUCUUUGCUAACUCUCAGGUCCUCCCCGGGUUGGCCUUCUCCCUAGACUUGAUAGAGAAUACGAAGCAGUACGGCGUGCAAGAAGUCCUUCUCUCAUCGUUCAUGGCAGCAUUCGUAGCCUCAGUUCUCGGUGGCCAACCACUCCUCAUCUCUGGCGUAACUGGCCCCAUCACAGUCUUCAAUAAGACCAUCUUUGACAUUUUCGAGGGGCGUGAUGACUUCAACUAUCUCCACUUCAUGGGAUGGGUGUACUUGUGGGGUGCUAUCCUGCACUGGGUGGCGGCAGCCAUGAAUGUGGUCAAAGGCCUCAAGUUCGUCACACGGUUUUCCUGCGAUACCUUUGGCUUCUACGUUGCCGCUGUCUACGUCCAGUACGGCAUCCAGACUGUGACCAGGCAGUUCCACCAGUCUUCGACUCCUGCAGCAUUCCUAGGAUUGAUCCUGGCGCUCGUUACACUCGCCGUGCCACACUACUUCAAUGCCCUCGCGCAGUCAGGUUACAUCAACAAACACUUUCGCCGCUUUUGUUCCGACUACGGCAUGCCGAUCACUAUUGUUGCUGCCACAGGCCUUGCAUACUGGGGUCGAUUCAACCCCUACGUCAACGAGGCGACAAUGACUCUGCCUACCACAAACGCCUCCUUCCAACCUGCCAACGGCCGACAGUGGCUGGUCCGCUUCUGGCAGCUAGAUGGCAAAUACGUUGGCAUGGCGCUCCCGUUCGGCAUCAUCCUUUUUAUCCUCUUUUACUUUGACGCCAAUGUCUCGUCUCUUAUUGCACAAGGGUCCGAGUUCCCACUGCGCAAACCGGCGGCGUUCCAUUGGGAUUUCUUCCUAUUGGGAAUCACUACCUUUAUUGCGGGCCUACUGGGUGUGCCUGCGCCCAAUGGCCUCAUCCCUCAAGCACCGCUGCAUACCGCGUCGCUUGUCGUCAUGGGAUAUGAGGGCAAAGAUGUAGAUGCCGACGAACACGCCCUCUCCGACCUGGAGGAUGGUCGGGCUGUUGGGCCGAGCCGAUCUCGAGGUCUUUCUGAGUCGAGCUUGGCCCGUCGUGUGUCGAGACUGAGUGUGGGAUCCCGCGGCUUGAGACACCGCCGUCAUAGUGUGCUUGAUGACCACCACGACCACCACCACGAGGAGGAGGUGCCUGUGGCAGUUGUCGAACAGCGAGUAUCCAACCUCGCCCAAGGGUGUCUCUGCCUUGUCCUCAUGACCAAGCCGUUUGAGCACGUUCUUGGGCUUAUCCCGAAGGGUGUCAUGGCCGGUCUUUUCUGGUACAUGGGGACGGACGCCCUCCUGACCUCGGGCGUGACGCAGAAGAUGCUGUACCUCAUUCGCGACCCACAGGCCUGCUCACCGUCAGACCCGCUCAACAAGGUCCGCAAGUCGCGAAUUGCACUGUUCACGUUGAUCGAGCUCAUUGGUUUUGGCGCCACAUUCGCCAUCACGCAGACGAUCGCCGCUGUAGGGUUCCCUGUGAUCAUCAUGCUGCUGGUGCCUGUGAGGUUGUGGAUUGUCCCUCUGCUAGGAUUCAGAGCGGACGAGUUGACGAUCCUUGACGGAGCUGUGGCAAGCCCAUUCACGAUGGAGUCGGUCGGGGCUUGAGAUGAUGCACAGACAGGACGCCUCAUUCCGCCACCAUAGAAGUCAUAGGGAGAUCUGAGGGGUGGAAGUGUAUUACGUCAUCGGUGUAUAUUUGA
Vanrija pseudolonga is the source of this 2255-nucleotide messenger RNA. RefSeq names its product Putative transporterc (gene SPBC543.05c). Gene Ontology annotation, molecular function: solute:inorganic anion antiporter activity; borate efflux transmembrane transporter activity. Bases 190 to 2160 code for a protein of 656 amino acids. NCBI's taxonomy places the organism in Eukaryota, Fungi, Basidiomycota, Tremellomycetes, Trichosporonales, Trichosporonaceae. Gene Ontology annotation, cellular component: basolateral plasma membrane; plasma membrane; fungal-type vacuole. The transcript has 9 exons. The record is from RefSeq and is a predicted model, not a curated record. Gene Ontology annotation, biological process: transmembrane transport; monoatomic ion homeostasis; borate transport.